AUGGAUGUCGGAAAGAACCCGGUCAACCACAUUCCGUCAUUGAUUGAAGCAGAUGAUGAACUGUUCGAGUAUUUCUCUGAGAAGUGGAACGCCGAGAACUUCGCCUAUGUCUUCAAGUACGGCUGUACCCAAAAUCAAGACGGUAUUCUCGGCUCGCACUGGAAUGUGCAAAUCAUCUGCAACGUUAGGUGGUCUUUCACCGAACAAGAAGUUGAGGCCAAUGCAUUCCUCCACAGACUCAGGCCCAUUGAACAUUUGCUGAAGAGUAUGCAUGCAGACUUGACAGCACAAAUCAACAAGAUCACGGCUGAACUAGGUUCAGAUGCAGACGCGGGUCUCGAGAACCCAUUCAUACCACCACCACCAACCAAAAGAUCACGAUCGGAGACAGAAAGCGACCACGAGGAUGAGCGUGGGUCGGCGAGCGAUAAGGUCUCUCGCUACGCCAAAGUCCCGAAGCCAGGCCCUUCUUCGACGCAUAGUGUCACCCCCGCGGUCGCCACGGAAGUGCAAACCGUCUCAGAAGCCCUAACUCAGUUAGAACUUCGUUGGCCGGAGGCAAAGGCUGUUGAGGCUGGCAUCGCUGAGCAUGUGCGAUAGCUGAAUGAAUUGCUAUCCAGCAGCCGAUCAAACCGUAAGCCUAAGAAGAAAGCAAGACCCAACCCGGAGUCCGGCCAAAAACAUGAUCAGGAAAGUCACAUCUCGGAAGAAGAUCCGGAAUCUCACAUCUCCGAGAGAAAGGAAACCGAGCACCCCCUAUUAGAUCACCAAUACGUGGUGGGAUGGGUGAUGAACUUCUCCGCUGCUGCUCCCCAGCAGAUAUAGGACCAUUGUCACCAUGUGCCGGUGGUCGUGCUGGAUAUAUCCCUCCCACGAUCCCUCUCACAAAAGCCAUGGAGCUCCCCGCAUUAUUGCUCAAGCUCGGUUGCUGUGUGAUCGACAUGACGCAAAUAUACUCCGGGACUUUCGGACCGCACGGAGGGAAUACAUCAUGGAUCAAUCGUCAUGGCGGGUGUCUGAUGCCG
This is a messenger RNA of Exophiala xenobiotica, 1025 nucleotides long. RefSeq lists its product as uncharacterized. Lineage: Eukaryota; Fungi; Ascomycota; Eurotiomycetes; Chaetothyriales; Herpotrichiellaceae. The record is from RefSeq and is a predicted model, not a curated record. Bases 1 to 600 code for a protein of 199 amino acids. The transcript has 4 exons.